AUGUCAACACACGCCGCACAACUGCUCGAGCAGCAACUAUUCACUGCAAUCAAGACACAAAUCAUCAGUCUCGCAACGCCUCUUUACGGCACAAGAUCAGAAGACGCAUUGAAAGUCUAUGAUGUAGUCACUUACAGCAUAACCACCAACAAUGGCGGCAGUAGCAACGAUAGCAGAAGCACCUUCAAUACUGCCAGCACCAGCAGCAGCGACGAUGCUGAAGAGAAAGCGAUGUCGACAUAUGGAGUGGCAUUGAUUCUCUACACUGGCUCUUCAAGUUCACCAUUCACAUCAUGGACACUGAUCAGCCAUGUGGAAGAUCAGCCCAACAUCAUCACUGGGGUGAACUGUCUGUUGGAGGACUUGAGGAAGGGGAUGGGUGGAGUUAUCGGUGUCUGCAUGCAGACGGGUAAUUGGAAGACGAAACAUGAGAGCAUUCCCAAUAUUGCGGGUGUAGGCGAGGGAGGGCAGGAGGGUGAGGAGGAAGUCGAGCAUGAGCAUGGGGGUGAUGGAGGGGACAAUAAGGACAGCAUGCGUGGCGCUGAAGGUGGCGGCGACAGAAUGGACGAUGACAGCGAAGACCUGGAGCAGACCGGCUGGAGUCCAGGGCUGUCAUCCAUCAUCGAGGAGGCGUAG
Molecule: messenger RNA, 636 nt
Organism: Alternaria ventricosa
Lineage: Eukaryota; Fungi; Ascomycota; Dothideomycetes; Pleosporales; Pleosporaceae
Exons: 2
Coding region: 1-636 (211 amino acids)
Source: RefSeq, a predicted model, not a curated record